UUUAUACACAGGUCACAGUUUGAAGGUCCUGAGGAUCCACAUUACAGACAACCUGUCCUGGUCAGCAAACACCAUAGCUGCUGUUAAAAAGACACAUCAGCGCCUGCACUUCCUGUGAGUCCAAAAUAAAACAAUGUGUGUGAGAGGCUGCUGGUGGCCUUCAACCGCUCUGCAGUAGAGAGCUUUUUAACCUCCAGUACUGCCUGACAGCAUGAUGUGUAGAAUGUUCAGCAGCUGACAAGGAAGCAUUACAGAGGGUCAUCAACACAAUAAUCAGCUGCCCUCUUCCCUCACUCCAGGACUCUGCAGACACCUACUGUCUCUCCAGAGCAAAGGACAUUGUCAGAGACUCUUCUGUCAGGUUUGUUCGGUUUCACCUGCCCUCUCUCUUCCACACACCUGCCAGCUAUUCUCAUUAUCACCACCUGUUUUCACUCCUGAAAUCACCAGACCUCCUAUAUAUACCCUGCCUUUUGCCAAUUUGUUCCUGUUUCCAUGUAGAACUUGUGCAACUUUUUGUUUGUUUGUCCCCAUAGACUGUUUGAUACCUGCCUUAUUGUUAACCUGCUUUGUUGUUGUUGCUGUUGCUGCUCCUGCUCCUGCUACAACUAAGCCUUCUCCUCAUUCUCUCCUGCCUUCACCCCUUUUAUCUGGACUAUCACUGCGCACAUGGAGCUGUUACCUCCGGACCUACAUCAUUCUUCAUCAGACUACUAUUCUCUAGCCAGAGCUGGUUCUAGCAGCAGGAUGCAAACCGCCUUCGGAGAUCUCCGGUAAUAACAUGGGAUGACAGGAAGAGCCACUGCAACAGCUCGAUGGAGAACAGAGGAGCAGAGUGAACAAGCGAUCGGGUGAUUAAGGACAGACGUGAGAACUGUUGAGCGAUGACAUCGAAAUCACUUUUCUCUCCCUCUCUGGAGAAGAAGAAAAUGAAAUUCGACGUGAUCAUCAUGGCUGUGCAACGGCAAAUAGGUGGCGAUUUCCUGAGGCAUUAUAGUACAGGGUGCCCUGGGGUCGUGAUUAUGGAAGUCAAAUGAGAUUGCUUUUGAUAUCUCACAGGCUCCGUUAUGCACCAGCCGCUGCAGUGACUGGACGUGUUUCUUUUACCUGCUCGACGCCACUUCAUGCUGAAAGACGCUGAGUGAGUUGGCACCGAGAGGAGCCCGUGUUACUGCCCUGCUGGAUGUUUCCCUGCAGCACCACGGACAGCGACAAUGACUCGGCUACGCAGAAAGGCUCUCGUCGCACUUUUCCUUUUCACGCUCUUCAUCUUCGGGACCAUGAUGGGGCUCAGGACGCUGAAACCCAGUGACGGCUUUUCUGACCUGGCACCCGGAAUGGACUUCAACAGAGAGAGAUCCGAAAGGAAGCGGCUGGAUGUGAAAGAUGUGGUGGUGUCACCGGGCCAGUUCCACGCGGGCAGCAGUGACACUAAGGUGGUUUUGACCAAAUCGGACCGAGAUCACAGCAUAUUCUAUGAUAUUCAUAUAUUCUACUACCUGUGGUACGGCUCUCCCAGCAUGGACAACAAGUACAUUCACUGGGACCAUGUGCUGGUGCCACACUGGGACCCUAAGAUUGCAGCCAGUCAUGCUCAAGGACGGCACACACCUCCAGAAGACAUUGCCUCAAGUUUUUACCCCGAACUGGGACCCUACAGCUCCAGGGACCCAAAAGUGCUGGAGCCCCCCCUGGCACAGAUAGAAGCGGCUGCCGCAGGGGUGCUGGUGUUGUCCUGGUAUCCUCCCGGGGUGGCAGACGACCACGGGGAGCCCACAGAGGACCUGGUUCCAGCUGUCAUGGACGCUGCCCACAGGCACAGCAUCAAGGUGGCCUUUCACAUACAGCCAUACAGAGGACGGACGGACCAGAGCAUGCAUGACAACAUCAAAUACAUUAUUGACAAGUAUGGAAAACAUAGCGCCUUCUACCGAUUCAAGUCCAGCACAGGGCAAGUCCUGCCUCUGUUUUAUGUCUACGACUCCUACCUGACCCCACCAGAGUCCUGGGCAGAGCUGCUGACAGCUAAAGGCUCCCACAGCAUCAGAAGCACACCUUACGACGGCGUUUUUGUCGCCCUGAUUGUUGAGGAACGCCACAAACAUGACAUCCUAGCUAGCGGUUUUGAUGGAAUAUACACCUACUUUGCCUCCAACGGCUUCUCCUUUGGCUCGUCCCACCAGAACUGGAAAGCCAUCAAAGCUUUCUGUGAUGCAAACAAUCUGCUUUUUAUUCCUAGUGUGGGUCCAGGAUAUGUAGACACAGCUGUUCGGCCAUGGAACAACCAUAACACCAGGAACCGGGUGAACGGACGAUAUUACGAAACAUCCCUGCAGGCAGCUCUGUCUGUCAGACCAGAAAUUGUCACCAUUACGUCCUUUAACCAAUGGCACGAAGGAACGCAGAUAGAGAAGGCUGUACCCAAGAAAACACUGACCCGUUUGUAUCUUGACUACCAGCCCAACCGACCAGACCACUACUUGGAGCUUACACGCCAGUGGGCCGAGAACUUCAACAAGGAGAAGGACAAAUGGCUGAUGUAAACAAGGUUUUAUCUCCCCAGUAGAUGCCCUGAGCAUGAUCCCAAAUGACACUAGGUCAGCUCUCACUGUUUAAAGACAACAACUUUGUCUGUACACUGAGCACUCCUGAUGAGGUUUCCCUCAAGUGUUCACUCUGCCUUCACUGUUUUCAAUCACUAACAGUUCUGUACAGGUUUAAUAAUGUUGCAGUUAAUAUAUGUUGUAGCCACAGGGUCAUAAUAAUAGACAGAUAAUAAUCUUUUCUCAAUAACAAAUCUGAAUCUUGUUGCGACAUCAAGAAAGUGUGGCUAUGUACAGUAACUCUGCUCUGUGAGGUUAUUUUCUUAUGGUAAAAGACUGUUCUUCUCUGCCGUUCCUUGAAAACAAAUAAAAUGUCUGUUUACUGUUGGAGAAUUAGUGUUUGAUGUAAAGUGAGGUGUCUCAAACAUCUGCCCAGGGUUGCAGCUACUGAGGUGCAGGCAGAAAUGUAUCAGGUCCUAACAGCUAAACUCUAAGACUUCAGUUAGUUCCGUACUUGGAGGCUCCAUUUCUAGAUGGUGAAAUACUCAGCCAUUCAACUUUAAAAGGGGCUGUGCAGUAUUUGAAAGAUGGCGCAGAACUAGAAGUAUGGGUUUUAUAGUUUGCUGUGUUGCUUGUAUUCUUUUUAACACCUGACAGCAUUUUAGUGAGAGAGAAGGAACACCAGAACAGAAGUAAGUCACUUUCUAUUCAGACUGGUUUGUUGCUUCUUGGCUUUGUUAGCUAGCCUGUCCAGUGUUGUUAUUAAUAAAACCUUGUGAUUGUUUCCAACAGUUGAUUUGGAUUAUGUUCCCAGACCUGCAUUAGCAAGAGGUUUGCUCACGUGUCAAAGGACCAAAGGCUGCAUUUUCAAGCAUCUUGUGCAACUAUUUGAAUGGAGCUGAGCUAAAAGAGGAGGAGAGGUGUAGGUGUUCAAAUAAACCUCUCUUUAACACUCCCAUACUAACACCUAGACAUUUUAAACAGCUGUCAGAACUUGUCAUACUGAAUUCAUAAACCCAUGGAGCAGCUUUUAGUGUGCAGACUUGACUGUAGUUAGUUUACAAGGGCUGACAGUCUCCUGUGUAAUUUACCAGUGAAGCCUGAGUAAGUGCCUCCAUGCCAGGCAGUUGGAAGUGGAACACAUCAGGCGUAGUGAACCAACCAGUGUCCAUGUAGCCUGGCUGCAGCUUUCGUGAUUGAGAAAGUAUUGGAGCAAAGCGGAUCCCUCUGGACACUCUAAUGCCACGCUUUAAUGGCUCUGCCCCCAGAAAACCUGUGCCCAUGAAAAAGACAUGCUAGUACCAGGCUGCCAGCAGCCCUUUUACAGAUAUCAGGCGUCAGAGCAACUAAUCAUUACUAAACUAGAGACUGUAUUUAAAAGACAAGUGCAGAGGGUUCCCUUGGAGCCUUUGCAAUAAACGUUAGAUCCUUGUGGAAAACAAAGUUUUCACUGAAACUCAGGAAAA
Molecule: messenger RNA, 4009 nt
Organism: Monopterus albus (swamp eel)
Lineage: Eukaryota; Metazoa; Chordata; Actinopteri; Synbranchiformes; Synbranchidae
Gene: maneal
Product: mannosidase endo-alpha like
Exons: 6
Coding region: 1215-2543 (442 amino acids)
Molecular function (GO): alpha-mannosidase activity
Source: RefSeq, a predicted model, not a curated record